This is a messenger RNA of Acanthochromis polyacanthus (spiny chromis), 2188 nucleotides long. It is a transcript of the gene arid6, whose product is annotated as AT-rich interaction domain 6. Gene Ontology annotation, biological process: regulation of transcription by RNA polymerase II. The transcript is spliced from 6 exons. Bases 182 to 1930 code for a protein of 582 amino acids. Gene Ontology annotation, molecular function: transcription cis-regulatory region binding. Gene Ontology annotation, cellular component: nucleus. NCBI's taxonomy places the organism in Eukaryota, Metazoa, Chordata, Actinopteri, Pomacentridae. The record is from RefSeq and is a predicted model, not a curated record.
GGCACCAGCCGUAGACAAGUGCAUGAGUGACGUGACGCGGUGGCAGUGAUAAUAAUCUGUUUUUUUUACAUUAACUGGCUGGAUUAGUCGACCUGUACACUGUAACAUCUACCUUUCUGAUCAACCGGACAAUGAGAUAAUUGUAUCCAUCAUUUUUCUUUCAGUGGACACACAGGUACAGAUGGAGAAGGCACACGGAGAGUUUCAGGAGGAGAGGACCAAAGAGCCGGUGGAGGAGAUCACAGAGGAACAAUUCCUCAAAGAUCUCUACCUUUUUAUGAAGAAGAGAGAUACACCGAUAGAGAGGAUCCCCCAUCUGGGCUUCAAACAAAUUGAUUUGUUUGUGAUGUUCAAGACUGUCGGUGACCUGGGUGGCUACCAUCAGGUGACCUCUCAGCAGUUGUGGAAACAAGUUUACAACACGCUUGGAGGAAACCCUCGUAGCACAAGUGCAGCCACCUGCACCCGCAGACACUAUGAGAAGCUGCUUCUCCCCUAUGAAUGCCACGUGAAAGGCAUCUUAAUGAGCGCCUUGCCGCCUCAUCAGCCAAAGUCCUACCACCACUACACCAGCUACAGCAAGGACGGCGAUGGCUGUCCAACUCCCGCCAAACGCAAACUGUUCCACUUGUUUCUUCCACAGGGCCCUCACAACCUCCAGUCGGACCCACGUGGGAGUCUCUUCCCUCUGCCGUUCCAGUACACUCACUACUAUCACCCAGGCCACACAGUUCUGCCCCCAUAUCUCCCAGUGACCUCCCCAGUGCUGCCUCCACAAAGCCCCGCUGUCCUCAAACCUCAGGUCUCUCUCCAUCCACCCCACCUCAACCCAACAGACAGAGUGAAGGAGCCGCUGGAGCAUUUGCGCUACCUGGCAGAGCAGUACAAAACCUCGUCUGGACUGGCUGAGCCGCUGAACCUCAGCGUUAAAGCCCCAAGUCGGGACAUUAACACCAACCAUGCCUCCUCAUUUGCUCCACCUUCAUCCAGCAAGAACCCAAAGUUUUUGAACAAACCCUCCCCACUCUACAGUGUUAAUCAUGCAGGAGUGCUGAGAAACGAAGAAUGUGAGGCACAAGAUGGCGAGUCCAGUGAAGGACUCCUCACUGUGAAAGCAAGGGAGGAGACACAUGUCAAAGACGUGACAGCGUCAAGCAGCCCCAUGUAUGCCUCUGCUCUGACACUGGGAACAGACGACGACGUCAUUGAAACGGCACAAAAACCUAGCUCUCCAAAAAUAGACUUCACAAUCAGACAAAAAGACGAGACGGAAGCAAGUCCAGACGUCACGGCGCUCAAUCUCAGUCCUUUCCUGCCCAGCCUCCCUCAAGACAAAGACGGCAAAAUGGAGAUCGAGAUACCCCUGUCUGUGUUUCAUAAGUGGCUCAAGUUGUGCGGGACCUCGGCCUCGAUGCCAGGAGCUAAAGAGCCUCCUCUUCAUAUUCAGGAGGAACAACCUGGACAAAGGAAUGGUUCUGACACAGACGUCAUCCCCACCAGUUUGAUGCUUCACCACACAGCUGAGGAUCUAAGGCUGAGGAAUGUGCCGAGCCCUACACCAUCCACCCAUCCAACCAGUAAUCAACACUUUACAAGCCACAUUGGUUUCCCGUGCUACAAGCCUUUGUCCUCAGGUGACAUUCUGAAAAGCGCAUCAGACCGGGAUGUUUUUCCCUUUGAUCGGCAGAAUAUUAACAAGUCAUACAAUGCAAAGUUCCCCAAUUCCUGGUAUGCCAAUGACAAAGACACUCAGGCUCCCAAAAUGGACCCUAAUUAUGUGAGAGUUCAGCAAGAGCUUGCGUCCAGGAAGCAGAAGUCAGACAUGGGACCCUCAGCUCUGCUCAUGAUGAAUUCCAGCUCUGCUUCUCUGGUGCAACUCACCACUGAAGAGAUCAUAAAGCUGAAGAAAAUCAUCUCAAGCUCAUCGUGAAGACCAUGACUAUAUCAACACACCAACACCACACUCAAGCUGUCUCAUAUUAAGCUCUUUUAUAUACCCUGUGUCUUACUGAAGUUCCAUGUAUCACAUAUGAUUAAGUUUAGUCAUCAUACAAUAUGCAAGUGUCAGUAUAUCAGAAGAAAAAUGUCAUUUACUGAAUAAACCAUUCUCAUCCUGAAAUAAAACUUGGAGAAUGUACAUUGUUGAUCUUUUUAACCAUCUUGUACAGAAAUAUUGCUUGUACAUUUA